Molecule: messenger RNA, 2205 nt
Organism: Prorocentrum cordatum
Lineage: Eukaryota; Dinophyceae; Prorocentrales; Prorocentraceae
Source: the annotation of a GenBank genome assembly
AAGAAGGGCAGCGCGGAGCGCAGAACCGUGGCCCGGCCUGCCCCUGCGCUGCAGCCACUUUGGCUCCGGAGGGCCCUGCGGGGAGCAGGAGCAGGAGGAGGAGAAGGCGCCCCCUCCCCCUGCUUCAGGAGCAGCUCCCCCGACCUUAGGCGCACGCCCCGCCGAUGCGGGAGGAGCGGGCGGUGUUCCGCUCCCUAUUGCGGGCCGCCCGGGGCUACGACAGGCACCCGCAGCACCUCGCCACGCUGCUGGGCUGGCCGUCGUGCGUGUUCGACCGCGGCGCGAACAGGGUCGUGAGGCAGGCCGUGACGCAGUGCCCCCUGGCCGAGGACGCCGUGUGGGAGGCGUGCGGGGGCUCCACCGAGUUCUCGCACCCAGCGGGGCGGGCGGCCGCGGCAGUGCGCAGGCACAGGCGCCGCAUGGGCGCGCUCGGCCUCGCCUACCUGCCCGGCGCCCGCGUGCUCCUCGGCCGCUUCGAGGACGCGCAGCGCUCCGCGGACCGCGUCCUCGCGGCGGCCGCGCGCCAGGAGAAGACCGUGCUCCCACCGUUGGAGCUGGAGUUCAUCUCUGGCCCCCGGGCCGGCCAGCGGCUGGUCCUUGGCGAGCGCGCAGCCGACAGGGUGGAAGGGAAGCUCUCCCUCGCGGAGCCCGCCGACGCCGCCGCCGCCGGCCGCGGGCCCGCGCCGGGCCCGCCCGGCCUCCCGCCGCUGCUCGGGCCCGCCGCGCCGGCGCCCGCCGCUGCCCCGGGGGCCGCGGCGCCGCCCCUGAGGCGCGUCGGCGCCGACGACCCAUCGCCGUGCUCCGUGGGCCAGCUGCUGAUUGCGCACCCGCUGUCGCUGGACCAGGACCGCAGCUGGACCAGCAGACAGCCGUCCAUGGACCAGGCGGUGAUGCUCAUCACCGCCGCCGACGUCGGCAGCGGCCACGUGAGGGGCGUCGCGCUGAACUCGCCGGCGCGCGGCUCGCUCCGCUCUGUGCUCGCGGCGUGGUCCUGCCGCAGCGGGGAGGGCGGCAUCGUGCAGAUUGACGAGGACGACCGGCGGCUGAUGGAGGCCCUGGAGCCGCUGCUGGACGCCCCCCUGCUCUCGGGGGGCGAGCUCGUGGCCGGCAGCCUGUCGGACAGCAUCACCUGGCUGCACACGCUGGGGCACGCGGUGCCGGGGGCCCGGGAGGUGGCGCCCUCGGUGUGGGUCGGUGGCGACGUGGCUUCGAUCGCGGGCCUGGUGGCCUCGGGCCAGGCGCACCGCGGGCGCGUGCGCCCGGUGCUGGGGCACACGUGCUGGCCCCUGCCGCAGCUGGAGCUGGAGCUGCGGCGCGGCGCCUGGAUCCGGGCGCGCAUGGCGACGGCCGAGGUGUCGCAGCAGCUGUGCAUGUCGACCGUGGCGGCGGAGGACCCCGCCGCGCGGGAGGGCCAGCGCGCCCACCUCUGGCGCACGGCGCUGCGGGCCACCGGCCUCGCUGGCCUCGCGGAGUUCCCGCGGGGCCGCCACGUGGAUGGGGUGAUCCGCGCGAUCAUGCACGAGCACUACCGCGACAUGCGCUACACGCGGCACGAGCGGCCGUGAGCUCGCGCCAGCCCCAAGCCAGCUCCCAGCUGGCCUGCGCUGGCUGCUGCCGCGGCCGGCGGGGGCCGCGGCCGCGCCGGAGCCGCGGGGGAGCAGGGAGCUGUGACAGCUCCCUGCUCCCCCGCGGGCCCCAAGUACGCGACGCGCUCUCUCGCGCGCGGGCCGCUCGUUUUCUCAGUGGGGCGGGGCGCUCGGGAGCGCCGCGCGACGCCGCGCGGGCGCCCCGGCCGCGGCGCGAGCGGGGCCGCGGGGCCGCGACUCGGGGGCGGCCAACGGCCGCGCCUCGUGGUUCUCUGGCGCGCCGGGGGCCCCGCCGCCGCGCGCGGGCCGAGUCCGUCGAGGGCCGGCGCGCCGUCGCCGGUUUUCCAUGCCCUCUCCGGGCUGUGUGGGGCUCCCGGACUCGCCCUGGGGGGUGCCCACACUUGGGUCAGCCGACCCCGCCGCGCCUCCGCCAGCAGGCGUCGGAGGUCUGGACCUCCCUGCAAGAUGUACAAAUACUGACCGAGCGGGCUGCCCGCCUCUGCGCGGGCGCUCUGGCCGAGGUGCCCGGCCCUGGCCUGCCCACCCCGCCGGCGCGGCGCGGCGCCCAGCACGUGCGCCAAGGGCCCUGCCGUUGCCGACGUUCCCCCGUCCGGGAGCG